This is a messenger RNA of Orycteropus afer afer, 1104 nucleotides long. It is a transcript of the gene DCSTAMP, whose product is annotated as dendrocyte expressed seven transmembrane protein. The coding region runs from base 1 to 1104 and encodes 367 amino acids. The record is from RefSeq and is a predicted model, not a curated record. Gene Ontology annotation, cellular component: membrane. The transcript is spliced from 2 exons. NCBI's taxonomy places the organism in Eukaryota, Metazoa, Chordata, Mammalia, Tubulidentata, Orycteropodidae.
AUGGGUAUCUGGACCUCAGGUGCCAAUAACUUCCUAAGUCUUUGGGGGAUCUACGUAUCUCCAAGGAAGCCUGGAUGGAUAAGCUUAAUCCAACACUUGGGCGUUUGCUGUUUUGUCGCUCUCCUUUCAGCAAGCCUCCUCUCUGUGGCCUUCUACUGGCUUUUGUCAUCAUUUGCGAUGUUCACCACUUUCUGGAUUAUCAUAUGUGUCCUGCUGUGUUUCUCCAAGCAUGCAAGAUGCUUCAUUCUUCUCUUCUUUCUCUCUUGUGGCUUGCGUGAAGGCAGGAAUGCUUUGGUUGCAGCUGGCACAGGGAUAGUGAUAUUUGGGCACGUGGAAAAUAUUUUUCACAAUUUUAAAGGUCUUCUAGACAGUAUGACUUGCAACCUAAGGGCAAAGAGCUUUUCCAUACAUUUUCCACUUUUGGAAAGAUAUAUUGAAGCAAUUCAGUGGAUUUAUGAUCUUGCCUCUCCACUACAUCUAUUUGAUGACCUUGUUUCUUGGAACCAAACUCUGGAGGUCUCGCUUUUCAGUCCCAGUGAAGUGAUGAAGGCACAGCUAAAUGACACCAGAGGCAAAGUGCUGAGUGUGAUGUACCACAUGAUGACCACAGCAGAGGUGCUGUCUUCCCUCGGUCACAAGCUGUUUACCAUCAUGGGGGUCAUGCUGGUCCUACUCAGCACUGGGCUCUUCAUGAAGCGGUUUUUGGGCCCUCAUGGUUCAAAGUUUGAAAACAUCUACAUCACCAGAAAAUUUGUUCAGGUUGAUGAAAGAGAAAGGCUCCAACAGAGGCCCUGUGUCCUCCCACUGAAUAAGAGAGAAAGGAAAAAAUAUGUUGUUGUACCAUCUUUCUGUUUGACUCCUAAGGAAAGGAAAAACCUGGGGUUGUUUUUUCUCCCCAUACUUACUCAUCUCUACAUCUGGGUGCUGUUUGCCGCCGGAGAUUAUCUGCUGUAUAGGCUCAUUUUCUCCGUGAGCAAACACUUCCAAAGGUUGCCAGAGCUUGAGGUUCACUUGAAACUGCACACAGAGAUUCAUUUCUGGCUUCCAGUCCUGAAAAUGAUGAAGAAGAAACAAAUCAACAUUGCAAGUGAAGACAAACCAUGA